GGCAGCGGCAGGCGGGCGCGAGGACAGCGCGCCGUGAGGCCCCGCGCCUGCGUGCAGCCUCUCGCUCGCUCGCGCGCUCGGGCGGGCGGGCUGAGGAGACCAGUCGAGCCCCCGCCGCCGCCGCCGCCGCCGCCGCCGCCGCCGCCGCCGGGGGGGAAAGCCUAGGCGUCCUCUUGGCGUCGCCUCGAUUCCCGUAACCCCUCACCCCUCACCCCCGCCAGGGCCAUGGCGGAACGCGGAGGGGUGGGCGGUGGUCCCGGAGGCGCCGGGGGUGGCAGCGGCCAGCGGGGCUCUGGGGUCGCCCAGUCUCCGCAGCAGCAGCCGGCGCCGCAGCAGCCGACGCCGCAGCAGCCAACGCCCCCCAAGCUGGCCCAGGCCACCUCGUCGUCCUCGUCCACCUCGGCGGCGGCCGCUUCCUCCUCGUCCUCUUCCACCUCCACCUCCAUGGCCGUCGCGGUGGCCUCGGGCUCCGCGCCUCCCGGCGGCCCGGGGCCAGGCCGCACCCCUGCCCCGGUGCAGAUGAACCUGUACGCCACCUGGGAGGUGGACCGGAGCUCGUCCAGCUGCGUGCCCAGGCUGUUCAGCUUGACCCUGAAGAAGCUUGUCAUGCUGAAGGAGAUGGACAAGGACCUCAACUCGGUGGUCAUCGCCGUGAAGCUGCAGGGUUCAAAAAGGAUUCUUCGCUCCAACGAGAUCAUCCUCCCGGCCAGUGGGCUGGUGGAGACAGAGCUCCAGCUGACCUUCUCCCUUCAGUACCCCCACUUCCUGAAGCGGGACGCCAACAAGCUGCAGAUCAUGCUGCAGAGGAGAAAGCGUUACAAGAACCGGACCAUCUUGGGCUACAAGACCCUGGCCGUGGGACUCAUCAACAUGGCAGAGGUGAUGCAGCACCCGAACGAAGGGGCCCUGGUGCUGGGCCUGCACAGCAACGUGAAGGACGUGUCCGUGCCCGUGGCAGAAAUCAAGAUCUACUCCCUGUCCAGCCAGCCCAUCGACCACGAAGGGAUCAAGUCCAAGCUGUCUGAUCGCUCUCCCGAUAUUGACAAUUACUCCGAGGAAGAGGAGGAGAGUUUCUCGUCCGAACAGGAAGGCAGUGACGACCCGCUGCACGGGCAGGACCUGUUCUAUGAAGAUGAGGACCUACGGAAAGUGAAGAAGACCCGGAGGAAACUCACCUCGACCUCCGCCAUCACAAGGCAACCUAACAUCAAACAGAAGUUUGUGGCCCUCCUGAAGCGGUUCAAAGUUUCAGAUGAGGUGGGCUUUGGGCUGGAACACGUGUCCCGGGAGCAGAUCCGAGAGGUGGAGGAGGACUUGGACGAACUGUAUGAUAGUCUGGAGAUGUACAACCCCAGCGACAGCGGCCCUGAGAUGGAGGAGACGGAGAGCAUCCUCAGCACCCCAAAGCCCAAGCUCAAGCCCUUCUUUGAGGGGAUGUCGCAGUCCAGCUCACAGACGGAGAUCGGCAGCCUCAACAGCAAGGGCAGCCUCGGCAAAGACACCACCAGCCCUAUGGAAUUGGCUGCUCUAGAGAAAGUCAAAUCUGCUUGGAUUAAAAAUCAAGAUGACAGCUUGACUGAGACAGACACGCUGGAGAUCACUGACCAGGACAUGUUUGCAGAUGGGAGCACCAGUCUGGUUGUGCCGGAGAAAGUCAAAACCCCCAUGAAGUCCAGCAAAACAGAUCUCCAGGGCUCUGCCUCGCCCAGCAAAGUGGAAGGGGGGCACACUCCCCGGCAGAAGAGGAGCACCCCCCUGAAGGAGCGGCAGCUCUCCAAGCCCCUGAGUGAAAGGACCAACAGCUCCGACAGCGAGCGGUCCCCGGACCUGGGCCACAGCGCACAGAUCCCAAGGAAGGUGGUCUACGACCAGCUGAACCAGAUCCUGGUGUCAGACGCAGCCCUCCCGGAGAAUGUCAUCCUUGUGAACACCACGGACUGGCAGGGCCAGUACGUGGCAGAGCUGCUCCAGGACCAGCGGAAGCCUGUCGUGUGCACCUGCUCCACCGUGGAGGUCCAGGCCGUGCUGUCCGCCCUGCUCACCCGUAUCCAGCGCUACUGCAACUGCAACUCCUCCAUGCCGCGGCCGGUGAAGGUGGCGGCCCUGGGCGGCCAGACGUACCUGAGCUCCAUCCUCCGGUUCUUUGUCAAGUCGCUGGCCAGCAAGACCUCCGACUGGCUCGGCUACAUGCGCUUUCUCAUCAUUCCCCUCGGUUCUCACCCUGUGGCCAAAUACUUGGGCUCGGUCGACAGCAGAUACAGCAGCGCCUUCCUCGAUCCCGCCUGGAGAGACCUGUUCAGUCGCUCGGAGCCCCCAGUGACCGAGCAACUGGACGUGGUGGGGCGGGUGAUGCAGUACGUCAACGGGGCGGGCGUGACACACCAGCUUCCUGUGGCUGAAGCCAUGCUGACCUGCAGACAUAAGUUCCCCGAUGAAGACUCGUAUCAGAAGUUUAUCCCCUUCAUUGGCGUGGUGAAGGUGGGUCUGGUCGAAGACUCUCCUUCCACGGCAGGUGAUGGGGACGACUCGCCUGUGGUCAGCCUCACUGUGCCCUCCACGUCACCGCCCUCCAGCUCAGGUCUGAGUCGAGAUGCCACGGCCACCCCUCCUUCCUCCCCGUCCAUGAGCAGUGCCCUGGCUGUCGUGGGGAGCCCCAACAGUCCAUAUGGGGACGUGAUUGGCCUCCAGGUGGACUACUGGCUGGGCCACCCCGGGGAGCGGAGGCGGGAAGGUGACAAGAGAGACGCCAGCUCCAAGAACACCCUCAAGAGCGUCUUCCGCUCAGUGCAGGUGUCCCGCCUGCCACACGGCGGGGAGGCCCAGCUCUCCAGCACCAUGGCCAUGACCGUGGUCACCAAAGAGAAGAACAAGAAGGUCCCCACCAUCUUCCUGAGCAAGAAACCGCGAGAGAAAGAGGUGGAUUCUAAGAGCCAGGUCAUCGAAGGCAUCAGCCGCCUCAUUUGCUCUGCCAAGCAGCAGCAGACCAUGCUGAGAGUGUCCAUCGACGGGGUCGAGUGGAGCGACAUCAAGUUCUUCCAGCUGGCGGCCCAGUGGCCCACCCAUGUCAAGCACUUUCCAGUGGGACUGUUCAGUGGCAGCAAGACCACCUGAGGGCACCGUCUCCUGGCCACUCUCCCUCCUGGCACUGCCACAGCCUCACCGCCUGCGGGCAGGGGGAGGCCAGCAGGCCCGGGCUCGGCUCCCCUUCCCUGGUUCUGGGCCUGCAUCUCCCUUGCCCGGUCCUGAAGGACACUGCCACUGGGGACACUGCCCUCCCCACUGCUCAGUCCUGUCCCUGGGCAGACACCGCCCCCCACCCUGUCCCCCCUGCUCUGGGCCCGAGGCAUGUUGAUUUUGCCUUGGGGCGCCAGUCCCUGGAAUGGAACCCUCCAGGCCUUCCUUCUCGUUACUCCCAGCCUUUUCCCGCGUGCACAGGUUCCCUCCGCAGAAACAGGGAACUGGCGUCCCGGCCCACAGCGGGCAGCCCAGCCCUCCCCGCCCCGCCCACUUCUGCAGCCCAGCUGGUGGGAGCUGCUCUGCCUGAGCCCAGGGGCCCUCCGCUCCUGCACCCCCGACAGCGUUUCUGUGGCAGUGCCAUGUGUUUCUGUGACGGGGAGGCCUUCCUGGUCCCCCCCACAUACCCCCUCGCCGUGCCCGGGCCCCUGUAGAUGCGGCCUGUGUCCUCAGCGUUUCUCUGGUUCCUCGCACGGCCAGUCUCCUGGCAGUCCCGUGUGACGCGCCCGGGCACCGGCCCCUGUCCUGUGGCUCCCCUUGUUGAUUCGCCCUCUGCCCCCGCCCCUCCCCCAGCACGGCCCAGUCUCCUCCUGGAACUGUGGACUCGGGAGAGAUGGGAGGUGGGCCCCACCGUGUGCUGUCUGUGGCGCCCCAGCGCCGUCACCCCUGUGCCCAGCAUGUCUGUCUGUCUCCCUUUCCCUGCCGUGCUCGUCGCCACCUCCCGCCCAGCCCCCUGGUCUGGGUGGAGGCCCCCUUCUCCCAGCCCGGGCCCCCCCGCAGCGGGCUCCGUUCCUUCCCUCUCCCCUCGGAUCGGGGCCUGAGCCUCCGCCCGGCCUCGACCAUCAGCCUUCUCGGGAGAGACUGAGCACACUGGGUCGGGGUCCCAGCCGCAGCCCCCCAUUCCCCACCAGCACCUCCAGGACUGUACCGUUGCCCUCCGACCCCUUCCAGAAGUUUGCACAGGACUUUGUUUUGAAAGGUGUCUGUCUCGUUCUCCGUACCUCCCCCGGACUGCCCAGCCCUGACCCGCGGCUCAGCCUGGCGUUCCCGAGCAUCCCCGGCCUGCGCCGCGCUCCCGGCCCGAGGGGGUGCGGAGUUGGGGGGGCCGGGAGGAUGCUGGGUUUUUCAUUCAAUAAACCGGUGGUUUCUUACCCGCUGCAA
Molecule: messenger RNA, 4395 nt
Organism: Phyllostomus discolor (pale spear-nosed bat)
Lineage: Eukaryota; Metazoa; Chordata; Mammalia; Chiroptera; Phyllostomidae
Gene: PACS1
Product: phosphofurin acidic cluster sorting protein 1
Exons: 24
Coding region: 226-3111 (961 amino acids)
Biological process (GO): protein localization to plasma membrane
Molecular function (GO): transmembrane transporter binding
Source: RefSeq, a predicted model, not a curated record